Dendronephthya gigantea is the source of this 1581-nucleotide messenger RNA. RefSeq names its product histone-lysine N-methyltransferase PRDM9-like. The record is from RefSeq and is a predicted model, not a curated record. NCBI's taxonomy places the organism in Eukaryota, Metazoa, Cnidaria, Anthozoa, Malacalcyonacea, Nephtheidae. Gene Ontology annotation, molecular function: histone methyltransferase activity; protein binding. The coding region runs from base 16 to 1494 and encodes 492 amino acids. The transcript has 4 exons. Gene Ontology annotation, cellular component: nucleus.
UUGCUACGAAAGAAAAUGAAUACCGAAGUCCGUACAUUACGCCCUCGGAAGAAACCACGAGUCGAUUCAGAUUGUGAUGGCGACAAGUCAUACGCCGAAAGAACCUUGCCGCCGCAUUUAAAGAUUAAGAAAUCUUCAAUUCCAAAUGCGGGUCUUGGUGUUUUUACCAAAAAGAAAAUAAAAGUGAACACCGUUUUUGGCCCCUAUACCGGCAAGAAAAUCAACAUCGGGGAGAUUGAUGGAAAAGACCCAUCAUACAUGUGGGAGAUAGUUAAAAACGGGAAAGCCACGCAUGUAGUGGAUGGGAUUGACCCAAGUAACAGUAACUGGAUUCGUUAUGUGAAUUGCGCGCGCUGUGAGAAUGAGCAGAAUCUGAUCGCGUACCAGUAUCACGGUGAGAUUUUCUACCGGGCGUACAAAGAGAUAAAGGCUGGUACCGAGCUGUUGGUGUGGUACGGAGAUGAGUACGGGGAAGCACUCGGGUUGUUGAACUUGGCGGAAAGGGAUCAGGGUGAGGAUGAGGCAGGAGAUAAAUACGAGGACGCUAGUGGCUUGCUGACUCUGCCAGAAGAAGAUGAUGAAAGUCAGGAAGAUAAAAUUAUUCUGAAGGAAUGUGGUCACCGCUGUAAGCAUUGUGGAAGGACGUAUACCUAUAUAAAUUACCUGGAAGCGCAUUUAAAAAGAUGUCCAAUGUUGGUAUCGUACGAAACCUGGGAGUGUUCACGUUGCGGAAGAAAGUACAGCAGUGAGGAAUAUCUUAAUAUGCAUAGAGAGAAUUGUGGUACGAGUUUCAAACCAGUUAAUAUCAGUGUGAAAGUGAAGCAGUGUCAACAUUGUGCGAAAACAUUUACGCGACAGGGUAACUUGAAGACACAUGAAAGAAUACAUACUGGAGAACGACCAUAUCAAUGUCAACAUUGUGCGAAAACAUUUACGCAACAGGGUAACUUGAAGAAACAUGAAAGAAUACAUACUAGAGAACGACCAUAUCAAUGUCAACAUUGUGCGAAAACAUUUACGCACCAGGGUGACUUGAAGGGACAUAAAAGAACACAUACUGGAGAACGACCAUAUCAAUGUCAACAUUGUGCGAAAACAUUUACGCAACAGGGUCACUUGAAGAGACAUGAAAGAAUACAUACUAGAGAACGACCAUAUCAAUGUCAACAUUGUGCGAAAACAUUUAUGCAACAGGGUGACUUGAAGAGACACGAAAGAACACAUACUGGAGAACGACCAUAUCAAUGUCAACAUUGUGCGAAAACAUUUACGCGACAGUAUCACUUGAAGAGACAUGAAAGAACACACACUGGAGAACGAUCAUAUCAAUGUCAACAUUGUGCGAAAACAUUUACGGGACAGGGUAACUUGAAGACACAUGAAGGAACACAUACUGAAGAACGACCAUAUCAAUGUCAACAUUGUGCGAAAACAUUUACGCGACAGUAUCACUUGAAGAGACAUGAAAGAACACACACUGGAGAACGACCAUAGCAAUGUCAACAUUGUGCGAAAACAUUUACGGGACAGGGUAACUUGAAGACACAUGAAGGAACACAUACUGAAGAACGACCAUAUCAA